Cydia pomonella (codling moth) is the source of this 1917-nucleotide messenger RNA. RefSeq lists its product as uncharacterized. The coding region runs from base 147 to 1313 and encodes 388 amino acids. NCBI's taxonomy places the organism in Eukaryota, Metazoa, Arthropoda, Insecta, Lepidoptera, Tortricidae. The transcript has 6 exons. The record is from RefSeq and is a predicted model, not a curated record.
GAUGACGGCUAUCACCGUACCCAAGGUUGUUGAAAAAUACUAACAAUAAGAAGGUAUAAAGGGCGGCAAAAGGGGCAAAAUUGUGUUUACACACGUACUGUACUUUUAUUAUGAUCUCCGCUAAUUUACUAUGAAAUUAACUAUCGAUGAAAUUAAACAUUAAUUUAAGUAAGCAUACUGCCAAAAUGAUGACAAUUUUAUUGUUCCAGUUAAUAAUAUGGACGGUGCUGCUCUCUAGUAUAUCAUGCUACGGCGUCACAGAAACUCAGGAGGAACCCGACAACGUCACCACUCUCUACCCCGUCUCCAGAAACACCAGCGACCAUGCCAACCAAACCGACUCUGUCAAGACAGCCACUUCUCUAGCUGAAACACUAAACAAUGACAGCAACAAGACAGAGUCGAAGGAAGAACCAGUAAUAGAAAAGCCAGCGAAUGACAGUAAGGAAUUCAAACCAAGUGUCCACUUCCAGGAUUUCUUUGAUGAAGAUGAUUUUGGAAUUGUUCCGCUGCCGACGAAGCCGACGGUUGACGGGUUUUCGCCGCUGAAGAAGCCGCCUUCUGCUUUUAUCGGCUCACAUAAAGACGCCUUCAAAUCCAUCAAAGCCAAGCCGCCGCUGGAGAGGUUCCCCUACAAGUUCGAGGACGCUAUCUUGACGAGGGCUAAGCCAAGAUGGCGGCCGAAAGAACUGGAGUCGAGGCCUACAGUUCCCAUACCCGCGCAGGUUCCAGCAGGCGGCCUGUACAAGAAACCGGACGCAUUUAAGGACAAGCCGAGCAUUGAUGAUGAUGAAGACUUCGGGCUGACGUUUCACGAUGAGAAGGAGAAUUUAGUUAAAAAACGUGCAAAUCCGUGGAAGAGUCUCCUGCAUCUCCUGACGGCAUUCAUCCCCGUGGGGCUCAUCAUCUCCGCCCUCACUCCUAACGUCGUCACCAUACACAGCACCGGCCCCGGCGGGCCGGGACUCGGACCGGGGCACGGGCCGGGAAUGGGGCCAGGAAUUAGGCCAAUGGGUCCGGGAGUUUCUGGCAUUGAACCCCUGCCUCCACGACUGUUCCGCCGCUCGGACGAGGUGCUGGACCCCUUCCACCCACCAGCAACCACCCCCCUACCAGCAAUCAGCGAGCCGUGUCGAAGACGGCUGCUUUGUGAGCUGCAUUCAGAAAAGAACUACCACAGCCAACAGAGUGGUCCUCGGCGCGGGCGCGCGUGCCACAAGCUGCCCUGCAACGACACGGAUGCGCUUGCGCAGACUCUGCACUGGCUGCUACACAGACCCCCAGACCGACCGGACCCCAACAGAUUCAAUUGACCACCGUUUUUCUGAUGUCCGUCAAAGCUAAUACUGAUGUGUGGUUUGAAUUGCAAAAUUUCUGAAACUUGUCAUAUUUUUGUAUAGCAAUGGAAAUUUUCCGUUUCCAAAAAGAAAGUCUCCUUUGUUUCCUGUAAUAAUGUAUAUGUACAAUAAAGUGUAUACAUACAUACAUAAUCCGUGAACUUAUCCGAUUUUUUGGAACCGCGAAUUUGCACCGGAAUUAACGUAACAAAGUGUACAAAUGCCACUAUCUUAAACGUCAUGUUUUCAUAGUAGCUAAUUUAACGUCUAUAAUCCGAGUGACAUGACAUAGUGUGGCGAUACCAUUAUAAACGUUAUGUUUUCAUUUUAUAGCCACAGUGACAUAACAAAGUGUGGCAAUGCUAUUGUACAUGUGUAAAUGUUUUCAUAGUAAUUUGACGUUUAUAGUAAAAGUAAUAUAAUAUAUUUAUGGUGGCACUGCGACACUCUGCGACUGCAAAGUCUGUGUGGAAUUAGCUUGGCUGAACUCUCUCUGUUUUGCUUGGCUUUGCGAUAACGAUAACAUUUUAUUUCGUUCAGUGUAAACUAAAGGAAAUAAAUAUUUUUGUUUUUGUUAUUA